AUGGUUCACUCUCCCUUGACGCAGAAAGAGAAAGAAACCAAAGGCCUCAUUUCUCCGGCGGCCUUCUAUGCUCUCGAAUACCAGCUCACCCGGGCUCGACCCACGAUGUCUAUACCCGCCGCAACCGACAAACUCGACACGGGCGCUUUUGAGCAAGAUGAGAAUAUCAACACACCGCCACGCGACCAGUCUCACAAGCCGAUUCCGCAGCGUCCAUUCCUCACAGCAGCCGAUCGAGCCCGACGAAAUAUCAAUGCAAAACUAUCUAACCCUCUCGCGGGAUUCAGCCACGCCCAGCUUCGCAAACAAGGGCGCAAUUUCGCGCUGACCCAUGAGAUUGGCGACGAGGAUGAUGUGCGCGCAUUCGAACUCGGCGCCGUCCUUGCCCAGUCUCCCGACCGCUAUGCGACCGUCGCCGGUUUGACGGAUUCCGAGAAAGAGAUCUUACACCGAGAAUUUGAACAUCGCUGGUCACAACCAUGGACCAUGUACGCUGUAAUCGCGCUCUGUUCCCUCAGUGCGGCCGUGCAGGGUAUGGAUGAGACAGUCGUGAAUGGAGCACAGAUCUUCUACAAAUACUCCUUCGGAAUAGCCGGCGACUCGUCCCGAGAUACUUGGCUCGUGGGACUGAUCAAUUCAGCGCCGUAUCUCUGCUGCGCAGUCAUCGGCUGCUGGCUGACGGUCCCGUUCAAUCACUGGUUUGGGCGACGGGGGACGAUCUUUUUGACCUGCUGUUUCAGCGCGAUUACCUGUCUCUGGCAGGGGUUCGUCUCGACCUAUUGGGCCAUGUUCGUGGCGCGCUUUGCUCUGGGGUUCGGGAUUGGGCCCAAAUCGUCCACGGUGCCCGUCUAUUCCGCCGAAUGUGCACCGCCGGCUAUUCGUGGUGCAGUCGUGAUGCAAUGGCAGGUCUCCACAGCCUUUGGAAUCAUGCUGGGGUAUGCGGCCGACCUGAUUUUCUAUCGGGUGGGCAGUAGUUCGGGGCUCAACUGGCGGCUGAUGAUGGCGUCGGCAAUGAUGCCUGCCUUGGUGGUCUGCUGCUUCGUGUUCUUUUGUCCCGAGUCACCACGUUGGUACAUGAGUCAGAAGCAGUACUAUAGAGCAUAUCAAAGCCUUUGUACUCUCCGAUUCCACAAGGUCCAAGCGGCGCGAGAUUUGUAUUACAUGCACACUCUCCUGGAAGCUGAAAAUGGGAUGAAACUGGGCCAAAACAAACUCCUCGAGUGA
This is a messenger RNA of Penicillium oxalicum, 1224 nucleotides long. RefSeq lists its product as uncharacterized. Gene Ontology annotation, molecular function: myo-inositol:proton symporter activity. The record is from RefSeq and is a predicted model, not a curated record. Lineage: Eukaryota; Fungi; Ascomycota; Eurotiomycetes; Eurotiales; Aspergillaceae. Gene Ontology annotation, cellular component: membrane. The transcript has a single exon. Gene Ontology annotation, biological process: transmembrane transport. The coding region runs from base 1 to 1224 and encodes 407 amino acids.